CAGUAGAGGGCAGCAGUGCGCUGAACAUGUCCAGUCGGCCGACAUUCCGGAAGAAGAAGAAGAAGAAGUAAUAGCAAUGGCGGCUCCCUUGUCUGUAAACAUUUGCGUUCGGUUGACGAACGUGCUUUCAAAGUAAUAAUUUCUACGGCAGCCACGCAGAUAAUGGAUGACGAUGACUCCAUGCAUAGACUGGAGGGGACUGAUCCCAAAGUCCAAGUUGGAGGACUGAUAGUCAAGAAGAAGAGCGCUGCUGCAGAACAUCAUGUUUUUCGGGCUCCUACCCCGCGCACCUCUCUGCUGGGCUUGGAUCUGCUGGCGGCUCAGAAAAGGAAAGAGCGAGAGAGUAAAGAACAGAAUGAAGUCGGUGGCGAGGACGGAGGCCGAAAAAAAUCCAGGGUUUCCUCAUACAAGGACUGGGAGGAAAGCAAAAGUGAUUCUGGUUCUGACGAUGAAGAUGAUGAAAAGAAUGGGCAGGAUAAAAAGGAGAACCGGAAGUACCGUACGAGUGGCUCAGAGACGCCUUCCAGUCCUGGAGGGGUCAGCGAGGAGUUCCGUCGCCGACACGAGCAGAGAGAAAAGGACAGACGGGAGCAGGGCGUCUACAUCUCCUCCAAAGAUGACAGGAACAAAGACAAGGGCAGAGAUCGGCGGAGUGAAAGAGAUACCCGAGAGGGCAGCUCCAGCAGCCGCUCGGAUCGUUCGCACCGCAGCGAGAGGAGUGAGCGCUCACAGAAAGAUGGCUGGUCGGAUCGCAUCAGCCGGGGCAGCAGGCGGGAUGAACCACAAACACCACAGCAGCGCCCCAGAGAUGGUUCUACGCCUUCGCGCUCCAACUGGGAAGAAGACGACAGCGGUUAUGCUAGUACACGGCAUUCUCAGUGGGAGUCUCCCUCCCCGGCUCCUUCUGCAAGGGAAUCGGACCGCUCGGAGCGGAGUCGGCACUCGGGGCGAGAGAGCGAGAGAAGAGACAGGUCAGUGAGAGGCCGUUACGCAGAUGACACACCCCUACCCACCCCAUCCUACAAGUACAACGAGUGGGCCAAUGACAGAAAGCAUUUAGGUUCCACACCUCGUUUAUCCCAAGGAAAAGGUAAAAAAGACGGUGGGCCUGGAAUUUCAUUUGACAACGAGGACGAGAAAGAGCAGUGGGAAGAAGAUCAGAAGCAAGCCGACAGAGACUGGUACAUGAUGGACGAAGGAUAUGAUGAGUUCCACAACCCCUUCACUUCCACGUCUGAUGAAUACAUCAAGAAGAGAGAGCAGAUUCUUCAGAAGCAGACUCAGAAACGAAUAUCCGCGCAGAAACGACAAAUCAACGAGGACAAUGAGCGUUGGGAGACCAACCGUAUGUUGACCAGCGGUGUGGUGCAGAGGCUGGAGGUGGAUGAAGACUUUGAGGAGGACAAUGCUACAAAGGUUCACCUGCUGGUUCACAAUUUGGUCCCUCCCUUCCUGGAUGGAAGAAUAGUGUUUACUAAACAGCCAGAGCCCAUCAUCCCUGUGAAAGACGCAACCUCCGACAUGGCCAUCAUCUCGCGCAAGGGCAGUCAGCUUGUUCGUAAACACCGUGAGCAGAAAGAACGCAAAAAGGCACAGCACAAACAUUGGGAACUGGCAGGCACUAAGCUGGGGGACAUCAUGGGCAUCCAGAAGAAAGAAGACGAUGCUUCUGGAGGCCAAGAGGUUGGCGAGGAUGGCAAAGUAGACUACAGAGCCGAGCAGAAGUUCGCAGAUCACAUGAAAGAGAAGAGCCAGGCCAGCAGUGAGUUUGCCAAGAAGAAAACCAUUCUGGAGCAGAGACAGUACUUGCCUAUUUUUGCUGUGAGGCAGCAGCUUCUUAACAUCAUAAGGGACAACAGCAUCGUGAUUGUUGUUGGCGAAACGGGCAGUGGGAAAACCACCCAGCUGACGCAGUACCUCCACGAGGAUGGCUACACCAGCUACGGCAUGGUGGGGUGUACUCAGCCCCGCAGAGUGGCGGCCAUGAGUGUUGCCAAGAGAGUCAGUGAGGAGAUAGGCACCAACCUAGGAGAAGAGGUUGGCUACGCAAUUCGUUUUGAGGACUGCACGUGUGAGAAAACGAUGAUCAAGUACAUGACGGACGGUAUCCUGCUCAGAGAGUCCCUGAGGGAGUCUGACCUGGACCACUACAGCGCUGUCAUCAUGGACGAGGCUCACGAGCGGUCUUUGAACACCGACGUGCUGUUUGGUCUGCUCCGUGAGGUUGUAUCUCGACGCACAGACUUGAAACUCAUUGUUACUUCGGCAACAAUGGACUCUGACAAAUUUGCUGCAUUUUUCGGCAAUGUACCUAUAUUCCACAUUCCGGGAAGAACAUUUCCAGUGGACAUAUUGUUUAGCAAGACUCCUCAGGAGGACUACGUGGAGGCAGCAGUGAAACAGGCCCUGCAGAUCCACCUCAGUGGAUUGGUCGGUGACAUUCUCAUCUUCAUGCCGGGUCAGGAGGAUAUUGAGGUGACGUCAGAUCAGAUUGUGGAACGACUGGAGGAUUUGGAUAACGCUCCUGCUCUGGCUGUGCUGCCGAUUUACUCUCAGCUGCCCUCUGAUUUACAGGCCAAAAUAUUCCAGAAGGCCCCAGACGGUGUUCGGAAAUGUAUUGUUGCUACAAACAUAGCAGAGACUUCCCUCACUGUGGAUGGUAUCAUGUUUGUUGUGGAUGCUGGAUACUGCAAACUUAAGGUGUUCAAUCCUCGCAUUGGAAUGGAUGCUCUACAAGUAUAUCCCAUCAGCCAAGCCAAUGCGAACCAGCGUGCUGGACGAGCAGGUCGUACAGGACCAGGGCAGUGUUACAGGCUCUACACUCAGAGCGCCUAUAAGAAUGAGAUGCUGACUACCACCAUACCGGAAAUUCAGAGGACCAACCUUGCCAAUGUGGUCCUGCUGUUGAAGUCGCUGGGUGUUCAGGAUUUGCUCCUUUUCCACUUCAUGGACCCGCCACCCGAAGACAACAUGCUCAACUCCAUGUACCAGCUUUGGAUCCUGGGAGCUCUCGAUAACACUGGUUCCUUGACGCCGACCGGCCGCAUGAUGGUGGAGUUCCCCCUGGACCCGGCACUGUCCAAGAUGCUGAUCGUGUCCUGCGACAUGGGCUGCAGCGCCGACAUCCUCAUCAUCGUUUCUAUGUUGUCCGUACCGGCCAUCUUUUACAGACCUAAGGGCCGUGAGGAGGAAAGCGACCAGGUCAGGGAGAAGUUCUCCGUGCCAGAGAGUGACCACCUGACGUACCUCAACGUCUACACGCAGUGGAAAAACAACAAUUACUCCAGCAUCUGGUGCAACGAUCACUUCAUUCACACCAAGGCCAUGCGCAAGGUGCGUGAGGUGCGCUCCCAGUUGAAAGACAUCAUGGUGCAGCAAAGGAUGAACUUAAUAUCGUCCGGCUCAGACUGGGACAUCAUCAGGAAGUGCAUCUGUGCUGCUUACUUCCACCAGGCCGCCAAGCUCAAGGGCAUUGGCGAAUAUGUGAACGUGAGGACAGGCAUGCCGUGUCACCUUCACCCGACCAGCUCCCUGUUCGGUAUGGGCUACACUCCCGACUACAUCAUCUACCAUGAGCUUGUCAUGACUACCAAGGAGUACAUGCAGUGUGUAACUGCGGCGGAUGGCGAGUGGCUGGCAGAACUGGGGCCCAUGUUUUAUAGUAUCAAACACGCUGGGAGAAGCAGACAGGAAAACCGUCGACGGGCAAAGGAGGAAAUCAACAACAUGGAAGAGGAAAUGGCGUUGGCCGAGGAGCAGCUACGAAGCCGUCGCGAUGAGCAUGAGAGGAAGAACACUGGCAAUGUGAAGUCAUUGAGAAUCUGCACACCAGGAAGACGAGAAGAGGCCCCCAUGACACCCCGACGCACCCCUUCUCGAUUUGGACUGUAAAAUCUCCUUGGGGGAGGGGUGGGGGGGGGGGGGGGGGGUCAUCCAGACCUCCAUCACGGGAACCAGCACAAGGCAGCCAUAUGUAGACGCACCUGCAGUUCAUGUACAGGCCACUAGGGAGAGAACUUGUAUCAGACAAGGCUCAUCAAAAUGACCGCUUCCCCUCCCCCCCCCCCCCCCCCCCCCCCCCCUCUUUUAAAUGAGCUCCUUCAGUGAUGAAUCCAGGAUGGCUACAGUGUGAUGUUACUGUACAUUCACUAAAAUAAUUGACUUCAAGAAGAAAAUAUUAUGCCCUUGUGGGCAUUAGGGAGCCACAUUCAUCUAAAUGUCAGAUGAUCUGAUGUAGUUUCCAUGUAUUUGUGUCCUGUGUUGUUGUCAUAAAGAGCUCCUCCACACAUUCAAGCACUGUUCACAUUGUACUUGUGUCACAAGUGUGGUCGCACUUGUAUUGUCAUGCUACCUGCACAUAACACCUUUGCCUAGGCUCUUUUUUUUUUUUUUUUUUCCCCAAAUCUUGUUUUUUGCAACAUGAAAUAGCUCUGCAACACCUCCACAUCAGAUUAAAUGUCAACAAUGUUAUUUUCACACUCAAAAGAUUUUCCACAUCCUUCUUGGUAUGUCUUUGAAUAACGUGACGCACACAAACUCAACUUUCGGUGCGACAGAUGAACUGGUCAGGCCCAGUGAAGGUCUUUUUUAAAAGAUUUUUAAACAUAGAGAUGAACGGGCUGAGCGCUCAAUCAUUUGUGUAAAGUGAAAUAAUAAAUGUUAGCUAUUUUGUAUAUUCCAAGGUGGUUUGAGUUUGUAUCCUAUUUUAUGGGUCUGUGCCUAGCAAGCAUCUGAUGAUGUCAAAAUUAGGAAAGGGCGUAGACAAACAAUCACUCUCACAUUCGCACGUACGGACAAUUAAGCAGCAGUUGACUUUGGACAGCAAACUAGUUGAGAUUGCCUCAAAUGAAUCUGACUGAUGCAGACCAGUAGCUCACUCCACUUUGCUUCAAUUGCCACAGUACAAAAUGGACUUGAUUUUAACCUAAUUGAUUAAAAUGCCCAUCCCAAGUUUAGGUUUGCUUUUUGGCACGUUACUAUCAAUUUUAAAUAAUAGCUUGGGUUUAUAUAUAACAUAUUUGCAGAUUGGGCGGGACUGCGGACGACUGGUUAGCACAUCUGCCUCGCAGUUCUGAUGACCUGGGUUCAAAUCCCGGCCCCGCCUGUGGGGAGUUUGCAUGUUUUCUCCGGGUACUCCGGUUUCCUCCCACAUCCGCAAAAUAUGCAUGGUAGGGUAAUUGAAGACUAAAUUACCCGUAGGUGUGAAUGUGAGUGCGAAUGCUUGUUUGUUUAGGUGCCCUGCGAUUGGCUGGCGACCAGUUCAGGCCCGCCUCGCGACCCUAGUGAGGAUAAGCGAUACGGAAAAUGGAUUGUUUAAAAAUGGCUGACCACAUUUGAUCCAAGCCACUGUUCACAGCCUAAUAUGUCCUGUGUGCAAGAUGUGCGGAAUUAUGUCGCCUCAAGAUUGAACGUCUGGAUGUUUUAGACAAUGAGUGAAAAUUUGUCGGUUAUAUUUCAUCCUGGUAAAAAUAAAUCAGCCACAAAGGUAAAUGUGUGGAGGUUCUUUUCCACUUCCUGGACUACUUGGCGCUGAUGGCGGAGUGGUACACUUGCCUGACUUUGGUGUGGGCAGUGUGGGUUCAGUUCCCACUCAGUGAUGCUGUGAAUGUCACUUUCUUUUUUUAUCAUAUACGUUAAAACUGUUUGUAUGACCUCACAGUUCGAUAUUAUUAAAAUGAUCUUUAGAAAAAUGAAGUUGGUAGAAUGGAAUUGAUGAAUUAUGAAUUGAUUAAAAGUUUGAAGUUUUAUUUUCCAUGUAGUGUAUCUGCAAUGGUCACAAUAAAAUGAAAUGGUUA
This is a messenger RNA of Phyllopteryx taeniolatus (common seadragon), 5795 nucleotides long. It is a transcript of the gene dhx38, whose product is annotated as DEAH (Asp-Glu-Ala-His) box polypeptide 38. Gene Ontology annotation, molecular function: RNA binding; ATP binding. Gene Ontology annotation, cellular component: intracellular anatomical structure; spliceosomal complex. The record is from RefSeq and is a predicted model, not a curated record. The transcript has 27 exons. Lineage: Eukaryota; Metazoa; Chordata; Actinopteri; Syngnathiformes; Syngnathidae. Bases 163 to 3891 code for a protein of 1242 amino acids. Gene Ontology annotation, biological process: mRNA splicing, via spliceosome.